Molecule: messenger RNA, 8002 nt
Organism: Hylaeus anthracinus
Lineage: Eukaryota; Metazoa; Arthropoda; Insecta; Hymenoptera; Colletidae
Gene: Asx
Product: polycomb protein Asx
Exons: 7
Coding region: 403-3801 (1132 amino acids)
Biological process (GO): positive regulation of transcription by RNA polymerase II; animal organ morphogenesis
Cellular component (GO): PR-DUB complex
Molecular function (GO): chromatin binding; DNA binding
Source: RefSeq, a predicted model, not a curated record
UAUACGGUUCGCUUCCAUGGUAUAAAUAUGUAAAUACAAUAUGGCCGACAGAAGCGGAACGUUGCGAGUUUUUCCGAAUGGCACUUUGCCAAUUGAUUAAAGAACAGCGAAGUUUGUAUAUUCGCUGGCGUUUCGUGUGUGAGCGCCGUUCAAACAACAUGGAUUAGAUGAUAGAGCGUGAAACGUUUGGACUUUUCGAACGUUACGAGAUGUCACGAAGGUGGUGUUAUUGAAGAAUGUUUAUUUCUUGAGGGAAAGAGAGUAAUCGUAUUACCGAACUUUCUGCAGCAAUAUGAGAUAAAUCGUUACGAAAUCCGUGUUUCGUCGAGCACAGCGGUACCGUGGGUUUACGUUCGAUUUGCCGGCAUUUCGUUCAACAAUGUCUAAAGUAUAGGUACUGUCAUGGACACAGAUGUAGAACUUGCCAAAGGUGAAGGGUGUGAAACUAGUCCAGGUUGCUCUGGCUAUUCUAGCAUGGUGCACAGCAAAAAAGUUAUCAAACAUGCACUACGACAACAGGCCAAAAGACGUAGAAAAAACACAACGAUAGCAGCUGGCAAUUCUCGCACUUUGCCAAGGAUUGUCGUCAAACCAUUGCCUCCACCUCCCCCGAAUGACCCGCCAUCUCCGGUCAACAAUGUACAGCAUAUUAACAAUACUACCGAAGAGCCUGCUGCCACAAUGAGAGAAGUCCUGGCUAGUUUGCCAGGAUUUAGCUUAAAGUCUGGGCGUAGACGAUCGACGAAGAGAUUGUCGGCGACCGCGCAGCUGGAGGCUGGUCUUGUAGAUCUUGAGUCUCCAGCGAGUAUUCUAGCGAGCACGAGUUUGCGUGCUCUUUUAAAUAGGCAUACCUUUCAAGGUUUACCACCUUUGUAUCAAAGAAAACUUGCGCAGCUUUUGCCUGCUGUAGAUAGACAGGAUGCCGCCACAUCCGGAUUGAACAAUGAAUUUUUCGCGCGAGCGUGUCUGGAAUGGCGUAAACGCUUGGCGGAAGGAGAAUUUACUCCAGAAAAUCAACAACGAUUAAAGAUGGAAGCAGAGAGGGAUAAGAAUAAAUUAGAUCCAUGGAAAGUGAAGCAUUUCGAGCCGAUAUGGGGUGAAAAACGCGAACCCAAACUUAGGUCGGGUCUGCAUUGUAUUUCGGAGUCAAGAUCCAGCGGAGCUGUAACGCGUUCAAGUUUAAGACUUCGUUUGGAAUCCACUGUAGAUAUACCUGUAUCGGAUACUCCUUGUCCUAUUAUUAUGACUGAAGAUAAAAUCGAAGAAGAUAAUUGUAAAAUUGACCCUAGCAUUAAUAAUUCGGACGAAUUGAAUGAAACAGCGCGAUUACAAGAAUUAUUACCAGCAGAAUAUAACGAUACAACACAUACAUUAAUAGAUGAGAAACAUUUAGAAUCUGUAAACAUAAGUUCUGUAGAAACGAUAGCGGAUACCGAAAUGCAACAAGUUAAACCAGAGGAAGAUGAAAAACUUACGACACUUUCGGAGAAGCAAGAUGUAGUCGAAAAGAGCGAAAUAAUAACAGAAGUUUGUCAGGAAAGUAUUUCGAACGCGUAUAAAGAGGAAAUUCAAUUACCUAAAAGUGAAAACGAUCUCCAGCCAGUGAAGGAUCAUAUAUUCGAAGUUACAGAAGAGGAUACAAAACUUUUAUCAGAGGAGAAUACCUCGCCGAUAUCUAGCGAGCACAUAGAACAAGUAUCUCACACACCUAGCGAAACGACGCCUCAAAUAUCUACGGAAUGCACGCCUCAGACUCCGAUAGAUGAAGUACCUCAAAUAUUGAAAGAAGAGAUGCCUCAAAUUGCCGAGGAGCACAUUUAUCCGAUCUCUGAUUGCGAAACUACGACGAUCCUUGAAACUUCACCGUCUCACGAGCAAGUUGGACCAACAGAAAUUGUUAUGGAAGACACAACGUUGAUUAGCAAUAAUCAGGCUGAAACAACUCAGGUUCCUCAUGAAAAUCCAACAGACGGUGAAUCGCAGAUUCCCGAAGGAAUGGAGAUCGAUAGCGAAACGUUACAACGUAUUCAUGAAUUGGAGGUGAGAGGAGAAAUGCGGGAAGCAUACGAAGAAAUUUCGGGGUGCCCCGAGGAAAUAAUGUAUCCAAUUCUCGAUGGAAUGGAGAUGGGAACGAAUAAUAGAGAAGAGACUGAAACACAAGUGGUUUCGGGUCAGCCCGAAACCACUAGAGAUCAGCAAGAUGUAAACGGCGGGAAUGAAGACGAAGCUCUUCGAGAGGCUAAUAAUUACGUUUAUUCUGAAAUGCUAGAGUGUAGCUGGUCAGACCCAACAGUUAAUAAUAUUAAUAAUAACAACAGGACACAGGAAGAACUUCAAGUUCCGUGGCCACUAGUAGCCGCAGCUUUGGAUGGAUCUGUAGCUGCUAACAUUACAGUGACUACUCAGGAUGAAUGUAACGAUACACCUACUACAACUGAUUCGACGAAUCAAUCUCAACAGUUCAUUAACGCGGAUUCGAACGUGGAAUCGGUUAACUGUAUUCAACUACCAGUUGUUCAAGGCACUCAGUUUCAGUCGGAGAGUCUCGCGAUUGGCACACCGGGUACAAGUUGUAUCAUGAAGAACUUCCAAUCUCAAAGUUCGCCAAUCCUCGCGUUUCCACAAUUACAAUCAAUCAGAUUCGUGCAAACCAGUUUUCAUUCCGACCAAACCGCCGCCCCGUCUUUGAAUAGUACGUCUCCGAUAACUGCUCAACUUCCCAAUCAACAAAACACGAAUUCACAAGUGAACAUAAUGAGAACGCAAGAAGAGGUAACUCAAUUAAACGUCCAGAAUAACAAUGCGCGAAACGUUAGAAACAACGCAACGCAAAAUCAAGUACCGAAUCCCGUGCCGGCUACGAUUGGUGUGCAGCCACAGAAUCGCGCGCAAAACACUAUCGUUAUUCAACAUCAAACGCCAGCCCCUACACAACCGCGACAAGUCGUCGCGACCAUCCAACAGCAACAGUAUCCCGGAGCAUCGGUCGCGGUGUCCUCGAGAUCCUCUCGUUCUACUAAUCAAGGCAGUCAAAGGGGCUCUAGAAAUAACAAUAAGGAACAAGGAGGGGGCAGAUCUCGCAGCACUACAAAGGAACCACCUGGUGCAGUUAAUUUGGAACGCAGCUAUCAGAUAUGCCAAGCGGUUAUACAAAGUUCACCAAAUAGAGACCAAUUGAAAGCUCAUUUAAAGCCUCCGCCUAGCUUACUUGCCAGAGGUGAUGGUGCGUUUACUACUAAUAAAUCUGGCGGCCGUACGGUUACGACCGUCAAAACUCAAAAACCACAACAAACAAUGCAACACAACAAACAAGCUCAAAAUAAAACCCAAGCAGUUAUGCUGAGACACGUGUUUACCACAGCGCGUCAAGCUACGUCAGCGGAGGUUCCAGAAAGCAAUACGGUAGCACAGUUAGGAUCCACGACGACAGGUGGAUUGGGGCAAUAUAUACUCGUACAAAGGACAGGAGUUGGAGAUAGCGCUCCAAGAGCAUCCUCUGCUCCACCUCUGCCUCCACAAAUUGCUGGGAUGGGAGUUGGAGUGCAUUUAGUGCGUGGUAGACCAGCAAGCGCGGGAGAAGGUUCGCACCAAGCCGUGACGUUGAAGGCAAGGGGUGUCGAUGGCAGAGGAGGUGGGGGCGCCGAACCUGGUGCACCUGGUAUGAUAAUGGGAGGCGACCCACCACCCCCAUGUGAAUGUAAUAUGCGUGGUGCUAUGGUAAUAUGUCGGCAGUGCGGCGCCUUUUGCCACGAUGACUGUAUUGGGCCUCAACGUAUUUGUGCUACCUGUCUGAUACGUUAAUCAUUGUUUACCAAUUGUUUAUGUAUAAAUACAAAGCCGUGUGACGAGAGUGCUGAGUAUCAAAUUACGGAAACAGAGGCAUUAGAGAUGUCGUUGUUUCUUUGGAUCUUUACUACAAAAAGAAAGAAAACAGUGAAAAAUAUAUUGCAUAAAUUUCAAAUAGAUGAGAUGAGAUUUCAUGUCUUCAGCGAACAGCCGAGUUUGUUGUCCAGCACUUUUAGCGUGAACAGUGAUUUGCGUAGUUGAGAGAUGGGGGGGGGGGGCUACUGUUGCAACUAUUUCGAGAUAUUCUAAUUGUUUCGUCUUUUUUUUUUUCAGAAUUGAUCGGUAGGUAUUUUUUGUUUGAAAAAAUGUUUUAAAAUUUUGCUGUGUAUCAUUUUAUCUGGUUUUCCUUUCGUUUCUUUUAUAACGAAUUUCAAUGCUUUUAUCGAAUUGAAGGUAGCGGAUUACCUUGACGAUCUUGAUAACGAAAGUAUUGCAACUGCGUCCUCGUAUCCUCUUGUCUAAUAAGACAAAGAUAAAUCUCUUACAGUCAGAUUCUAAUACCGUCUUCCAGUAAGCAUCACAUUCUUUAAUAUGCGUCUUUACUAUUUAUUUAUUAACGAAAGUUAAGUUUAUUCUUAUUACGUAGGUGUUCCUGUACACGAUGAUCUCAAACGCGUUAAACAAAAAUAUCGAAUAAAUUAUUCUUAGAUACUCUUGUAAUCGUGUUUCUCUUGACACAUCGAACAGACUUUCUACACGUCGUGAACGAGUCUCUAUAGAACAUCAUCUUGUACAGGAAUAUCUCGGGACGAAUAUCGAUGAUGAUCAUUAUUAUUAAUCGAUUGCCAACAAUGACAAAAUCUGAUUAGAUAUUAAAAAGUGUAGAGUUUACGUAUCUUAGCUUUACCUCUCACUAUGUUGUAAACAUUUCUCUAGGAUAGCAUCGAAUACGUUAUUUGCUUCGCGUUAGUGUGAAAUUAAACGUCACGAGUGAGAUAUAGAACACGUAAAAUAAAGUAAAUCAGUCACACAGUUCUACGAUCGACAUUGCAUUGUGUAUAUAAUUCGCAUUUCGAACGAUCAUUCUUUUUUUUUUCGAGUACGUUUCUUAUAGUCUCUUCUCAUAGACUCUUAAUUCACGAACAGACUCACGGUGAUCGAAAUCUGCCGUAUAUUAUUUUCUUAUGCAACCGUAGUAAAGUACUGGAUCACGAUCGUUGCGUCUGUGGAUAAGCAUAAUAACAUUGAUUCACGUUUUGCUAGAGAGAAGUAAAAUACACGUUAUACAUCACCAUUUUCAUAUUUCAUAUGUUUAUCAAUGAAUUUUCAUAUUUAUGUUUAGUUGGAAUCAUCGAUAAAGGCAAGUAGUAUUAGUGCGAUUCAAUAGAAAACUAUUGUGUAUUAGUCGCUCAAUUGUAAAUAAAAUCAUAUACGUUUAAUGUGUAAAUUCGUUUAAUAUGCGCAGUGUGCGUGAGAUUACAGUGUGGAUUUAACGAUCGUAAGCGUUGUAGAGAAACGAUUACUAGAUCAGGAUACAGCGAUUACGCUGAUAUCUGAUCCAGUUUGCGACCUUCCAGUACUUACGAAGUUCGUUUUACUUUUAACACAACGUUAACGUGCGCUGAAUUCGUACUUUAAGUGAUGACAUAUUACCUAUCGAAAACAGCAAUAGCCACUUAUAUGUAUGUACAAAGAUAUUCUAUAUUUAAAAGUGCUGAAAUUAAAAAGUAGCUUUAAGUCAGACGUGAGUAUUCCUUUCGAACCAUGAAAUUAUUUUCAUCGCUUUUCGAGCUUCGUUACAAGAAUUACGAUUAAUAUAAGCAAAGAGAUCUACCCAUAAAAUUUGCUUCGCAAUAUAAUACUUGGAUCAUUGAAUGAAAGCAAUCAUUUUUCAUAGAAUAGUCGGGUAUUCCAUCAAUAUUCUGACUCUUGUAGUCAACCACUGUACUGAACGGGAUCUGUAAGAUACCAAUCAAGAUUAUAUUGGCAAAGUUUGAAGAAAAUCUAUCGAUGUUUGUAGCACAAGGAUGAAACAUUUAUCGCGAAGCUGAGCUGUAUGAAAAUUAUAAACAUUCAAAGAGCAAAUUGUGGUAUUAUAUUCUUCAAAUUUUGCAAAUACAAUCUAUAAUUUUAAUACUGUCUAUUAAAACUGUUUUACUGCGUUUAAAUACAUCUGUAUCUACGAAUUAAUAUUUACAUGCUUUAAAGUGUAUUUGUAUUACUUUAUAAUUUUAAUAGAUCAUCGCGUAUAGAAUAUUUUGUGUAUAUGUUCGCAUAAUCUUGUUUUCGAUCGAUGAUUAUAUUUAACGUUACUUCUCUUGUACGUUUUCCUUUUUUAUGUUUUUCACGAAACUUUCAACAUUUUCGAUCAGUGUGAUUUUCCAUUUUCCCAUACGCAUCUAAUAGAAUUAACGGCUGUGAUAAUGUUUCUCACUGGAAUUUUCGUUACACAAUAUUGUACUAGUUUUCCAACAUAAGUUUCAUUCGUUCAAUAAAUCCAUUAGAAAAUUUUGUGACGUGUCAGUAUUACAUGUAAAUAUUACUUUUUAUACGCGUCGAAUGAACUAUACUUAGCGAGUGUUGUAUUAAUUAAUCGGUAAGCAAGAUUCACGAGACGUAAUGCGAAGUUUUGUUUCAAUUUCAUUGCGAAGAUAAUAUUGCGAAUUUCGGUAAUUGAUUGUCGAAAAAAUUGUUGCUUUAAUUACACUUUAGGAAACGUCUGUUUCGAAAGAAUGAUCGAUACUGUACGAUCUUCGAAAUAAGAUUUUUUUAAUAAUAUUCCGACGCCUGAUUAAUGUAAAUACUAGGAUAUUAGUAUCCUAAGGGAAUAUAGAACGAAGUACGUUUUUUUUUUUUUCAUGUUAAUUAAGACUUCGACCGAUUAAAAAAAAAAGAAACUCGAUGGCAUUUCGAAUGGCAAUAAAGGAACAAAGGGCAUGCGUAAAAUUUUGAACAAUCGAUUCUAAUAUUCAGGAAGUCUUCAUCAUUCAGGGAAUUGAUAGCUAAAUAUUAAUAAUAAUAAGACGAAGAAAUGUUAAUGAUCUCAUCAAUUUACGGGAUCUUAUUUUAUACUUAUAGCAAUAAUAAUAAUAAUAAUAAUAAUAUUAAUAAUAAUAAUCUGUACAAAUGUCGCGUUAGUUAACAUUUCUUCAUCUGCUUUUAUCGACGGAAUAUUUGAAUCGACUUUUAAAUUGACGAUUAUAAGAAAUGUAGAGAUUCUAGUUGUGUUUCGAGAAUUAUUUUUGACUCCGUUUCAAUAGUGUAUUUUGUACAACAAAAAGAUCAACACAUCAAUGGACGUAUUAUUUUAUAUAAUUGUUUCGUAACUUAAUCGUUAUAUAUUUUAAUGUUUGUUUGAACGAACGAUGGAGGACAAUUGUACAGAAUGAUAUUUUCUGAUCGAACGAUGCGAUUAUUUUCUAAAAAUCAAUGGCAUAUUAACGAAACUGUUUAUACAAAAAUGUUUAGCUUUAGUGCUGUAUAUAGUGAAAAUGAUUUUUUUUUAAACAGAAAGGUCAUAUUUGAAGAUGAGUUUCCGAACUUUUCGAAGGAUUCGAAUUAUCUUGAAAUUACUUUAACCACUUAAGAAAUAAUCAUUUUUACGAUAAAAUUUACUCUUCGAUACUAAACGUUUUCCGUGUGAACAGUUUUCUAAAUAUAUUCCAAAAGUUUAGAUACUCGCAUCGAUAAUUUUGUGAAAAUCAUCCUGCACGUAAUUGUAACGAUUUCAAUAUUUACAAUAGAGUACAGAAUAAGAGUAAAACUUCUGUUUGGAGAAAACGCCUUAAAUGAUGGAUUGGAAUAAAAUAUAUUUUGGUCACUUUCAUCAUAAAAACAAGAUUUCUAAUAAUCAUUCAUUGGUAUACAUAUACAUUGCACAUAAAAAAUGUUAACUUAAUAUAAUCAAUGAUUUUUUACCAUCAUAUAAAUCCUCUUACGCCUUGUUGUAAUGUCGUAGCGUUGUGACUCUGUUGUGAGAAGUUCUAGGUUAAUUUUAUUAUAAUAACAUUUUAGAAGUAGAAAAUCAUGACUGGCGUUCAUCGCGCAAAACGUUGAGGGGACAUUUCGUUACGUAGAUUUCGUCUUCGAUAUUCUAUUAUUGUACAUCAUUUUUGAGGUACUAUGACGUGUGUAUCAUUUUGAUUUUUGCUGGAAAUCAUUAGGAAAAUCUAUCUGUGACUAAAAAAAUAAAUAAACUCCGUUUUAACCGAAACAA